Messenger RNA from Hyaloscypha bicolor E, 423 nucleotides. RefSeq lists its product as uncharacterized. The transcript has a single exon. Lineage: Eukaryota; Fungi; Ascomycota; Leotiomycetes; Helotiales; Hyaloscyphaceae. The record is from RefSeq and is a predicted model, not a curated record. Bases 1 to 423 code for a protein of 140 amino acids.
AUGUCUCGAACUUCCGAGCCCACCCAGGAGUAUGUUGUUGCGCGCACUGCGAAGCUAGCAGAACCAUACAACAACAAGAAUGUUGAGACUGCGCUCACGAUAAUUGUUGAUACUGGACUUGAUUACUCGGAUUACGGCAUCUAUCAUCCUCCUUUCCUUCUCCCUAGCCUUCUCCCAACCCCAAUUAACAUCAAAUCUCACGAGACUAAAGGCGUCAACGCUCUCAACAUGACUCAAGCCGCAUUCACCAUCUUCCUGAUUUCCAUCUUCGGCUCUCUUGAAUCACUCUCCCUGAAAAUCAUUGCGAUCAGCGGAAACAAAGAAUUCACGCUUGGCAAUGGGAGUGGAGUUCGUCAAAAAGUCGGGGUAAAUCUGGCUUCCAGGAUUUGGAUAAGGGGGAAGAAGGACAGAUGCAGAAGAUGA